AGCGAACCGUUUCCGCUUUCCUUUCCUCGGUGUUGAUGCCGAGCUGCUGUCGGCAGUUUGCAGGGGAAAAUGGCUGGACUGGAGGUGCUGUACACCUGUGUCGCAGAUAGGAUCGGCUGUCCGCAGGACGCCGUGGUGUGCUUCGUUCACUGGGAAAUGAUAAAGAAUGGCUACCGGUGCAUCGGCUCUGGAGACGAGCCUCGCAGCAGUGAUAAGAAGUCAGAGCUGCUUCCUGCCGACUGGAACAAUGACAAGGAGCUGUACAGCCUGCGCUACAAAGCCAGUGACACAGACACGCAGGUGGUGCUGAAAGCCAUCACUGUGGACUCCACGCUCAUCUUCAACUUGAUGAACUCCAGCACAAAGCAGGUGUCGGACCUGAUGGUGAGCGUCGGCGACCACGUGAACGCCGACCAGCUGCACACAUUCGACAGCGUUUACAAGGAUCCGGACGGCUUGGCCCAGAAGGUGAAGACUCAGCUGCUGCCCGCCCAGACGGAGAGGAAGAACCGCAGAGAGGAAGAGGAGGAGCCGCCCAGGAGAAGAGAAGAAGACAGCGACCCGCUGCGGAUGCCCAGCAGAAACCCGCGGCAGGGAGGACCGCCUCACUGGCCCGACCCGUUGGUUCCUCCGUUCGCAGCCGGAGGAGCAGAUCUGGAUCCGUUUGGAUCUCGCGGUGGCGGCGGGAUGAUCGUCGACCCGUUGAGGUCCGGCUACCCUCGCUCCGGCUUCGACCCGUCUAGUGGCAUACCGGACAUCCUGCCUCCCGGAGCCGUCCCCCCCGGAGCUCGCUUCGACCCGUUUGGACCCGUUGGCCGUCGCCGACCAGGGCCGGAUCCGGACCACAUGCCCCCGCCGGGCUACGACGACAUGUUCAUGUAGCGCUCAGCGGCGUCUCCUGCCGGCACUCACCUCAGAACCGGUCCAGAACAGAACCCCGAGGGUUCUACGACAUUCUGCCGAGGAGGAAGAGGCGGAGGGCUCUUCUUCUCUGAGCUCUUCUCAAAUUAAAAAUGUUUUAAACGCUCUUCCUUUCCCUAAAGAGGUUUGUCUGUGAUUCUGGUGUAAAAAUCCACAGAGCGGCUCAGAAAAGUCUCAGAUUUGUACAUUUCUGACAUUUCUUCACUUAGAAACUCAUCGUGGAGCCGAGUGGAUCAAACUAAGACCGACGGCUCACGUUGAAUUAAAAAUAAACCUUAACCAGUCUGAGUGAAAACAGGCCUUUCAGGUUUGAGUUGUUCUAGUCUUUGGAUUUAAGCUGAAGAAAGUUUUUCGGGAUAUUUCUUGUUUCUUUUGCACAUUUCUGAACGCAGCUCUUUAAAGUGGCUUUUUUUUUUUCUGGGGCUGAUUG
Fundulus heteroclitus (mummichog) is the source of this 1351-nucleotide messenger RNA. It is a transcript of the gene psmf1, whose product is annotated as proteasome inhibitor subunit 1. Lineage: Eukaryota; Metazoa; Chordata; Actinopteri; Cyprinodontiformes; Fundulidae. Gene Ontology annotation, molecular function: endopeptidase inhibitor activity; proteasome binding. Gene Ontology annotation, biological process: proteasome-mediated ubiquitin-dependent protein catabolic process. The record is from RefSeq and is a predicted model, not a curated record. The transcript has 7 exons. Bases 70 to 882 code for a protein of 270 amino acids.